AUGAAGUGCCUAGUAAUUUUGUGCGUUAUCCUUGGUGCCGUAAGUGGAAUUAGAGGAGAAAAAUGUGACAAGCCAGAGGUUACUGCUACGGCAUAUGUAACCCAGGACGCGACUGUCCUGACGAACGUGGCAUUCACUACCCAGUUUACUCUCAAGUGCAGCAACGGAGUCAAGGAUAUUUCACUUUAUGCUGAAUGUGAAGGAAAAACUCUACCCGCUGUUCGACUUAGUGCUGAUAAUAAAUACCAGGUAUCCUGGACUGAAGACAUAAAAAAAGUCCAUUCCGGUAACUACGAAGUAAAACUCUACGACGAAGAAAGCUACGCAGCAAUCAGAAAAGCGCACCGCAACAACGAAGACCCGUCAUCUGUAAAGCCACUCGCCGUGGUGACAGUAACCAACCCAGGAGUGUACCAGGGUCCUUGGAUCAACUCUGAGCUUCUAGCAGUAGCUCUUGCUGCUCUUGUUUCCUACGCAGCUUUUUCUGCCAAGUCAAAGCUCCUCGCCUAG
Molecule: messenger RNA, 510 nt
Organism: Cotesia congregata
Lineage: Eukaryota; Metazoa; Arthropoda; Insecta; Hymenoptera; Braconidae
Source: the annotation of a GenBank genome assembly